AGCCCCAAGGUAAGUACCCAAUCGAGGCUUGGGAUGAUGUGCUCGAAGAAGUCCCCGAUAUCGCUGAGUUCUGCGGGAACUUGACCCGAAUACCUUGUUCAUCUGCAAGAGGGGAUGGGCAUGUAGGAAGGUUGCAUGAAAUAUGUAGUGAUUUAAGAGCUCUGAGAUUCCAUUUCGGUGUAAUCCAGAGCGUAUCAUAUCACCGUGAAUUUUCACUGAACUAUUUUGUGACAAAGAGAGGAUCUUGUUGGCACGCCAAGCUAAUUUCAGUAUUAACCAUAACGUCCUCAGAAUGCCGAGCGCUGUCAAACCCAUCGUACUCCACAUAGGAGAUCCGGUUCAAUACAACACGGAGCGGUACAAAGAGUUAGAACAGAUCGCUACAAUCCUUAGACUGACCACAGAGGAGAGACAGAGGGAAACCUUCUUGGAGGCUCUGAGGGAACAGCGAUGGGGGAACUUCUCAGCAAUCCUGCGACCUUUUUGGAACUCGGGUGGCGAGAUGGGCCGCUGGAACAAAGAGCUUAUUUCACUCCUGCCUUGCUCUGUCAAAGUCUUUGCUUCCGCAGGUGCCGGAUAUGAUUGGGCAAACGUUGAUAUCCUGGCUGAGAAAGCGUCAUCCGAGGCUGUGGCGGACAUGGCGCUUUACCACAUCAUAUCAGUGUUCCGCAAUAUGCAAUGGACCAAUACAGCAGCACGGAGUGGAAACGCAGAUCAGUUCCUCGAUGCACACCGACACAACAGUGAGACAGCACACAACCCCAGAGGCCACACACUCGGCAUUAUCGGCCUCGGAAACAUCGGCUAUCGAAUUGCACAAAAAGCUCACGCCGCUUUCGAUAUGAAGAUAGCAUACGUUGAUCCUAUUCCCAAGUCAGCUGAGCAGGAAACAAAAAUCAAAGCUGUGAGAUACCCGGAUCUGGACACUAUGCUCGCCGUGGCGGAUUCGCCUGGAGGGGCAGAAGGUGGCAAGGCACUCAUCGAUGCCUCACGCCUAGCAAAGAUGAAAGCGGGAUCUCGACUGGUCAAUGUUGGACGCGGGAACUUGGUGGAUGAAGAUGCAUUGGCUGAUGCACUGGAAUCUGGGCACCUCUUCGCUGCUGGACUCGAUGUACACUCCAACGAGCCACGUAUUAACACACGCCUGGUCUCAAUGAGGGAUGUGAGUCUUACAUGCCACACCGCUGGUGGAGCAGUUGAAACCAGAAUCGGCUUCGAGGAUCUGGCUAUCCGAAACGUCAUUGAGGUACUACUCGGGAAGGGACCUUUGACAGCGGUAAACAAACAUUUGCUUGGGUAGAAGAGAAUCGUUAUCAUAGGGUAAAGACGAUCCAAAAGAGAACAGCGAGCUUUUGCAAUGGCUUUUGAUCUCUCGGUGCAAAUGCUCACAGUCUCACUGAACUAACUCUUUUGCUUUCAGAAACAUUACAUCCGCAUCAAGAGCGCCGGGUCUUGUGCAGCUUGAACACCAGAC
Colletotrichum phormii is the source of this 1474-nucleotide messenger RNA. RefSeq names its product putative D-mandelate dehydrogenase. Gene Ontology annotation, molecular function: NAD binding; hydroxypyruvate reductase [NAD(P)H] activity; glyoxylate reductase (NADPH) activity. Gene Ontology annotation, cellular component: cytosol. NCBI's taxonomy places the organism in Eukaryota, Fungi, Ascomycota, Sordariomycetes, Glomerellales, Glomerellaceae. The transcript is spliced from 3 exons. Bases 293 to 1300 code for a protein of 335 amino acids. The record is from RefSeq and is a predicted model, not a curated record.